AUUUUGAUAAUGUGUCCCUUGACACAGCAUCUCUCCGCAUUCCUUUCUCACUCUUCACUAUUGAUUACGAUCUCUCCACCUCGACGACCAGUUUCACUUCGUGCUCGCAUUCGCCUUCUAGGGAUCACUCCUCGCAUUCUCUCAUUCUCAGUCUCGCAUUCUUUUCAGACUCUUGCAUACAAAAUCGCAUCCAUUCAAGGUUGUUCUUGCACUGAGUGUCAUGAAGCUUCAAGAUUGGGAACAACUUGGAAGGAAGUUAAAGAGGAAGUUGCAAGUCAUUACCUAGGUCAGGGUGGUAUCGGUCUGGUUUCAACUUAUGUUGCUUAUUCUCCUAAGAUUGCAAGUAGAUACUUGGAUUCUUCAUGCAACUAUUGGCUUAAUUAUAGCACGGUUGUUCUUUCACUUUGCAAGAGAAUGGUAAAAUGAACUAUCCGCAAUUACUUUAGGAGACCAAACUCUAUAAUAUUCUUCAAGGAGGAAGUAGGACAUGAUGAAUCUGGAUGGAAAUCAGAGAGUGCUCUGACAAGGUUUUCCAAAUAUUCACCAUGUGAAUGACAGUUCAAUGGUAUAUUGAAUAUUUCUUUUAUUCCUUUCUUUCCAUUUAGAUGCUUGGUGAUUAAUUUUCCUUUCUGCUUUUCUAGUUUCAUACUCCCCAAUUUUAAGUUUGAGAAAUAGCUUAUGACAUUGGAAUCAUCUAUUAUGCCUUGUGAAAGAUACGUAGUUGUUUCUGUUCACAACUUUUUUUGAUUCACCUAUUAUAAUUAGUCAUUAGCCAUGCUACUCUAGCAUAUUUAAUGCAUAUAUAACCUUAUGAAAUUCAUGGGGAAGGCCAAUUUAUCAAGUUGUCAACAACAAUUAAAUCCAUGCGGAAGGCAAUACACAAUAGAUUUUUUGGUUCAAGAAGCAGCAUGUGGAUUUUUUGGCUGCCCAUGUAAGAGUCAAUCCUUGAUUUUUAUUUAUUCUUUACUCACUUUGAAUUUGAAUAUUUUUUUAUUAUCUCAAACAUUCCCUUUUGAUAUAUAUCCAGUAAAACUAUGGCAGCUUAACGGGGACAUACAAUUAUUAAAUCUAUUUCUUUUGGCAUUUUUGGAAUUUGGAUAUAGAUCUGAAAUUAUUGGUGUUCAAACAAUUAUCAACUUUGCGUAUCCACGUGUUGGUACCAUUUAUAGUCUAUGAUCCCUAUUGGUAGUAACUCUGCUUGAAAUGUUUAGUGUUAUUGACUUCCUUCAGUUUUUUAUCACUUUCCUUCAUUGUUACAUAAGUUACAAUUUAUCAUACAUCAUAGCAUGUUGAUCUUGCUUUAAACAUGUUCUGUUUCUCUCUAUGGAUUCCUGAUUUUAAAAAAAUUAAUGUAAGAAGCUAUGCUUAUCGAGUGGGUCAUACUGCAAGAGCUAGAAGAGAAGGAUAUGCUAUCACUUUUGUGACUGACAAUGACCGAUCACUUUUAAAAGCCAUUGUGAUUAUCAUUUAAAGAGUCGCCGCAUUUUUUCAAGCUUUAUUUUAUAUUUCCUUGCACGGUUUUCCUUAUAAGAUAAAAAAAGGUUGUGCAUGUUGAUUUAGAUGUUGGGUCCCAUUUAUCAUAACAAUGUACUUACUCAGAAGGCCCAAAGAAAAAUGAAAAGAUUUUUCUGAGGUAGCUAAAAAAGGUAGAGUUCAAAAAGGCAAAGCACAGAACAGAAAAUAGAAGUUAAUAUGCCUAGAGAUGGGAGAUUUGUCUCCUCAAAUCCUCCAAACCUAAUCAUUGGAAAAACGUAUCAUCUAUCAUUAUACAAAUAAGGUCCUGGAUGGUCCACGUGUCGUGUUGUGGUUAAUCCACUUUCCCGUCCAAAAAUGUCACAUCCUGCUAUAGUGAAUGGCCUAUAAAAUGAUGUGUUUUCAAUUCUAAGCGUUUCCAAUACGUUUCCUUCUCCCGAUGUGCUUGGGUAACCGAAAUGCCAAGCAUUUAUUGUGGUACGCGUUUUACCAUUUUCAUUUAUUGUUGCACGUAUUUUCCUUCUGUCUUCCUUCAGAAAUCGAAAGUGCCAUUUUCUUUUACCAUUUUUACUUUCUCUCAUUUCUCUCUCCCGAAUUGUUAUCUCCCCCUUCUCUGUUCCUUCUUUCCAUUUUUUCAUUCUCCCUGUUUUUUUACAUCUAAAGCUGUGAUUUUUUACACCAAAAUUAUGAUUUUUAUCUCAUAUUUCAUGACAACGAUAUCGUAUUUGCGUUCCUCUCCAGGUUUGCAUUUCUAUAUCGUGUUCUUGGUGGAAGAACACACCAAAGUUGUCAUUUUUAUCUCAAAACUCUCUGAGUGUAUAUUCGUUUUUUUUGUGACUUCUAACAAUACAAAGGUUGAAAUUUUUUUAUUUUUUUCUGACUUCUCUCAUUACCUUCGUUAUUGUAUGCAGAGAAGGUGAAAGAACACUAAAGCUGCGAUUUUUAUCUCCAAAAAGCUUCGAUUUUUAUCUCAAACAGAUUUGUUUUCUUUGUUUCUCUGUUUAUGUUUUCUUUGUUUCUCACAAUACAAAAGCUUACAUUUUUUUUUAGUCAACCUCUAUUGCAUGCAGAGAAGGUGGAAGAGCACACUACAAAUGCAGUUUUCAUCUGAAAACUCCACAAGUAUGAUGUUGAAGAUGCUUCAUUGCACUUGGAUGGAAGUAUGAAGACUUGAUUCAGUAUGAUGAUGUUAAUUUAUUGUAUAAAGACUUGUAAUGUUAUGCUAGUUUUAUAAUUUUUAUUGUGUAAUACUAUAACAUUAAUGUGUACUUGGAUAUUUCUUGGAUGUUUU
Molecule: messenger RNA, 2764 nt
Organism: Glycine soja
Lineage: Eukaryota; Viridiplantae; Streptophyta; Magnoliopsida; Fabales; Fabaceae
Exons: 7
Coding region: 10-426 (138 amino acids)
Source: RefSeq, a predicted model, not a curated record